AUGGCCGUGGACCCAGAUGAAGCUGAUAGGGAAUACAUUUCUCAGAACAUGGAUGCAGACUUGCAGUUUAUCCUGAGUGAAUCUGGCGUUUCCGUUCACAGACAAGCUGCAAUUGCAAGGAGAUAUGGGUCCCUUAGGAAGUUCAAUGCAAUCGGCGACGACAGGCCUCAGAUUCGUACAGCUUGUUUGCAGGACUUUGCAAUUCCCCAAGAUACUCCUGAGAACAGGGCAGAGGUAGCUUCAAUUGUGGCGGCAUGGGAAACAGCAAAAGAAUUUGUUGCGAAAGAGAUUGAAUUACGAGCCGAGGCAAAGGUUUUAGGCCAGCCAAAGAUUCUUCAGUCUCAUGAGAGGCAAUCAAUGAUUCGUGCUGUUGAAAGGAUCCAUGGUUGUCUUGGUGAGUCUGAGACGCCCAGCUCAGACUACUUGGCACUCAAAGCGGAGGAGACGGAGCUCAACGAGCCAGUGGCCUCGCCCUUAGACGAAAUAAUCAGUAAACGAGACAAUGCAAGCUCACAUAUUCAGUCAACAGUGGAUUCUUCAGGGCAUUUGAGGGUCACUCGGACCAAAAACAAAGCCAGGAUGCCCAGCAACACUGAGGAAUAUCGAAAGAUCAUGAGGGUUGAAAUGUUUGCUUGGUUGUGCAUGUCAGCACGGUACAGGGCGAAGAAUUGGCUUCAUGGUUUGGAGGCAUCGGAUUUCAACAAAUUUGUCGAUUUCAUUUUGGGAGAGAGAGUGUUGGGAAUACAGAUUCCAGCUGCAGAUGGAACACAACAGAAGGUCAAACCUGAUUGGGGGAUCAUUUUAGCGUUUGAACACAGGCUGAGAAAAGAAGCCAUGCGCCUGGUGAUCAAUGAGGGCUACACCUUAGCCAAUGCAUUGCGUGCAGUUACAAAGGAUGCUGACCUGAAAGAAGCAUUUUUCACGACGCCUGUUGCAUUGCGUGCUGCAACAGCUGAUGUUCCACAGAACAAAUGGCCUCGUUUCAAUAGCAAAGGUUCCUUUUCUGGAGGGAAGUCAGGACAGCAGGCUUCGAAAGGAAAGGGAAAAACUGGAAAGUCAAAGGGAAAAGAUUCGAGGCUUGCAGGUCUGCAGCUUGCUUGGAGGACACCCGAUGUGGGGUGUGGCACUGAAGACCCCAGCUCUAAGCCGCACCCAUCUCAUGCAUCGCCUCCCGAAGUGAAAGUGAUGUACUUGUUUGCUGGGAAGAGGCGUCAAUCGGAUGUGGCCUCCUUUUUACAGCAGGCCCACGAUGCAGGCCGUAUCAAACUGACUCUCAAAGAGUUUGACAUAGAGAUUUCACCAGAGCAUGACCUUACAAACCUGUCCAUUUGGGAAGACAUAUGGAACACCCUCAAAGAGGGGGGUUGGAUGCUCAUAGUUUCCCCUCCGUGCAACACCUUUUCACGGGCAAGGUUUCAUUUUCAGGAUUGGCCGGGUCCAAGACCCUUGAGGAACAUCAAUUGGCCACGUGGUUUUCCGUGGCUAGCUCAGCAUCACAAAGCAGUUGUGGAAGAGGCCAACAUGUUUGUUGACAGGUGCAUUCAAUCCUGUAUCAUCUGUCAUGCUGCAGGUGGCAAAUUUAUCAUCGAGCAUCCGGAAGACUUGGGACUGGUCAAAGAUGAGCGGCCUGGAUCCAUCUGGCAAUGGUCAGAAGUUCUUGACCUCAUUCCUUCAUGUGGCGCUUGCACUUUUGCAAUACAACAAUGUCACUUUGGGGCUUUGACUCCCAAACCAACAAGAUUCCUGGGUACGUUUGCAGUCACUGACACAAGAUGCCAUUUUGGUUUACCGCGUUUUGACAAACAAGGCUUGUACAAAGGACCUUUACCGAAGUCUUGUGGCCACACACACAAGCACAAACUUUUGGGUAAGACUGCAAACAAAUGGAACACCAGUCCAAGCGCUUCAUAUCCCCCUGCUUUAUGUGAAUUCCUUUCACUUUUGGUCCUUCAUGCUGGAGCAUCCUGCGGGAGGGGGACACAGAACCAAAAGGGCAAUGAGGGAAGUUCCCUUGUUACACAGACUGCUUCUGGCAAAAUUUCUGGUGAGGGAAGUUCCCAAGUUCCACAGGCUGGCUCUAGCAAUGGAAGUUCCUGCAAAUUUUCUGGUGAGGGAAGUUCCCGAAGUGUGCCAAUGAGUGGAGUACAACACCCAGCAACAUCGAGUGGUCCACAGCAAUCAACAAUUUCGAGUGGUUCAAGUUCUGUUCAACAAACAGCAGCAGCCGGGAGUUCAAGUUCGGUGCAACAAGUGUCGACUACUCCUGGUCCUCCCACGAUUGAUUUGACUGGAGAUGCUCAGGACGCAGCCACCCCCCUUGAUUUGCCAAUCGAUGCCGAAGAGUUUGAUGUAGCAAGGUGUGGAAAUCAUGGGCCACCGAUCAAAGUGGAAUGGGAUGGCAAAUCUCACGACCUCAUAGAUGGUUUUGGGUUGUGCUCUCCCACGAGAUGGCAUCCCCGUUCCAGGGGGCAUAACCGCACUGUUGAAAUGAAGAAGUUGGCGGCCGAGACCUUUAAGCGUUUACAGUCAGCAGUUACGGAGUCGAUACAAGAUGUGAGGAAGGAUGCGUUUCGUCUGGUUACUGGCAAAAUUCAAUCUUCUCCUUUUACUGAAGAGGUGCUGAACAAAGUGCGGGGGGAAGUUGCCAUGUUGCUGAGGGAUCCAGAAGAUGCGUUGGUUAGAGAUGAGGGCCAGCCUUUCUUUCUACGGAUGUUGGCACAGUGGCUGGAAGUUUUUGGUGAUCCAGAUGUUCAGUGUUUGGUGAGCGAUACUGACUCGUACGCUACUGGCGUUAGCGUUGGAGUAGACGCCCCAUUGCCCAGGUCACCGCAAAUUUUUCCACCGAAGUUGAAGCAUAGGAAGUUGGAUGGAACUGAGUUCAAUCCAAUUGCUGACAACUACAUUUCUGGGCAGAUCUCUUCAAAGGAGCUGGAGGAGAAAUUUAGAGAAGAAGAAGCACUUGGCCGAAUGGAACCUUCAAGAAUGUCAGUUCUCAAGGCCAAGUAUGGUGAUAAGCUGCGAGUCGCAGCAAUGGCGGCGAUUGUCAAGCCGGAUGGUGGAGUCCGUCCAUUACACGACGCCACCCACUCAGUCAUGGUCAACCACUCCAUUGUUUACAGGGAUCAGCUACAAUGCCCAGGCCCAGCAGAGGUGGCCGCCGUAGUACGGGAGGCGGUGGAGUCUAGGGAAGCAGCCUUUUGUGUAUCAGCAGACAUCAAGGCAGCCCAUCGCUUGGUGAAGAUCAGAGAAGCUGACUGGCCUUAUAUUUGCUGUCGUGCGGAUUCUUUAUCCGAAACUGUUUGGAUCAACAAGACUGGGACUUUUGGAGUGUCAAGUGCGCCGUACUGGUGGUCGAAGCUUUUUGCAGCCAUUGGGCGGUUUGUAGGACAUGUGAUGCAGACAACAGUGUUUUGGCAUUUGGUUUAUGUGGAUGAUUUGCAUGGAGCAUUUGCAGGUCGAUGGAAGUUUGAUAUGCUCUGGGUUUGGCUCCUUGCGUUUGAGGUGAUUGGGACACCUUUUGGGUAUCAUAAGUUCAAGGGAGGCUUCUCAUCUGACUUCGUUGGUUUCCAUUUGCGUUAUGACAAAUGCGAAGUUGGCAUUACUGAAAAGAGGGGGAUGUGGCUUUUCAAUUGGAUCAAGGCGUUGAUAGAGAAGAAGUUUGUGGUUCAGGCCAGGGAGUUCAGUGAAUUCCUUGGCCGCCUUGGUUUUGUGGCUCAAUUGUUGACGUGGCUCAAGCUGCAUCUGGCACCAUUGUUCGCUUGGAGUGCUGUUGCGACGCCGGGGCUGGCAUUUGGAUGGUUUAAGGAGGGCACGACUCGGCAGACUGUUACCCUUGCGUUGAGGGCUGGCACAGACAAUAUUGCAAAUGAUGCGCUCACCUCCAAGAGGUCCACAACCAGAUGGCCUCUAAUGCUGAUCAACAUGCAGUUAUCUUCCUCCUUAGCAAAGGCACGCUUGAGUUUAGAUCUGAGGUGGAGACCUCGGGAGGAAAACGUUGAAGCUGACAACCUCACGAACGAGGAAUUUGCAGGUUUUUCUGAAAGUGACAGGGUUCCAGUGACUCUCUCUGACAUCGAUCUCUGCAUCGUCGAGACCUUGUGGAAAACCAAAGCACAAUUUGACGAAGCCAGGCUUGAGGCAAAGAAUUUGGGAAAGACAGUUCCUGGUGGGAAGAAAAGGAAGCUUGAGAAAUCGGCGUGGUGA
Molecule: messenger RNA, 4203 nt
Organism: Cladocopium goreaui
Lineage: Eukaryota; Dinophyceae; Suessiales; Symbiodiniaceae
Source: the annotation of a GenBank genome assembly